CGCUGAGCUACAUCUACACUGCCCUGUCAAACCAGUAGAAUUGCCUGAUAUCCGUGAAUUCACUGCCAUGAGUUUAUUAUUCAUCAAACAGUGAUUACUAUGACAGUGUGUCAAAGAAGAAGAUUCCCAAACAGGAUUGGAUGAGGGAGAAGCUGCCAGCAGACUACUGGGGGAAAGGCACUCAGUCACGCUAGAGCAAGGAGCAGUUCAAAGUUAAUGUCGAUAUCCUGGUGGAGAGCAUGAGGCACAACAACACUGGUGAUGGACCGCACCUGCAUUUGUAUCACUACAUAGUCUACUGUUGAUAUUUUACUAAAACUCCAAGAUAAUUGAUCAACUUCUAAGUACAAUGCAAAGACUGGAUUUGACCAUACCAUAGAUUGGGUCUGCUGGAUUGUUGGGAUACCCCCAUGGGUUAGGGUGCUAACUUCCUGAUCUGGUAACUCUUCCGAGAGGUCGCCAGUAAAAUAAGGGAGUAUGAACUACAUUUUGAAAUGGUUUCAACAGUAACAGUAUGUUGUUAUGCUCUUUGACAUUUGUCGUAGAGAUAAGGUUAUUAAGAAAAUUGGGAAUGUAAUAAUUUGUCAUAUAGUCAAUGCUUGUCUGGAUUUCCUGAAUCAGAAACUAAUUGAACUAAACUUUUGUUCUGAUCUGUCCUCUCUUGAGGUUAUCAUGGAAGGUGAUGUCAGAUUGUGUCUUAAUGCAUGGUAGGAAUAAUUUGACCACAAACAGUGUGUGUGAACCUCAAAACCCUCCCUAACCGGCUGAAGAAAGAGCGACAAAGGCGUUCAAUGCGAUAGUAACAACACUCCUAUCUGAGUCCGAGCCAUUAACCUGGGUACGGGCGGAAGGACUGUGCCAUGAGUCCUGAGACCGCGCAUGUGGAGUGAGCAUGGAGAGAUAACAUUCAAACUGGUGGGAGAAAUGGACCAGACAGAAUGGUGGUAGCGGCUCAGGUGAGAGACUCUUGUAUGUGGGAGAAACGGAUGACUUUAUAUUGAAAUCGGGGCAUUACCAAUGGCCAUCAAAUGUGACAGGCAAGAGUUACAAAUGUGCCGUUGGGAAGGAGGAAGUGCCAGGAGGAGGGGAGGGGGGGGGUGUAUUAAGGAAGGUCUACACACUGCGAACGAUUUAGACUAAGAGUGCAUUCAGAUACCAAUAUUUCAUUACCAUGCAAAUCGAAACAGGAAAACAGGGACAAAGGGGGGGUUGUAAUGAGAAGUGUUAUUACCGGCAAUAAAAGGUCCCGUUUAUACAUUCUACAUGCUAACCGUGAUGAUGUGUGCUAGUUUGAGAAGCUCGAAUUAGAGCCAUUGACAGUCUUUAGUGCUUUACUUUGAGUCUUUCUAAAUUUGGGUUGGAUAAUUAAAAAAAUGUUUUUAGCUAGGAUUCGGCUACAGUGAGAGAGUUGCUCUCAAACUGUGAGGGGUGGGUGCACUGCCCAAAUGUAUUAGGCCUAGGGAGGCUGUAAAAACCUUAUCUUUAAGUGUCCUCCAAUAGGAAGGUUGCUAGAGAACACUAGAUGAUUGCUUGGGUCAACUAUUUAUUUAAUUCCAUUUUUUUUUAACCAUGUCAUCAGAAUUUUUAUGUUAAAUCGCAUCAAUACAUAUAGAUUGCUCGAUGAUACGGUACAAUUAAUUGCAUACAAAGCUCAUAGUCUGUGUCUUGCGUUAACACCCAAGGAUGAAAAUGAAGGAGACGGGCAUGGAGACCAGCAUGACAUGGGCAUAACACGUAAAGGACUGGCGGUUCUGUCCCCAGUUGUAGUAGCAUCAAGGGUGGUGUGAAAUGAUUAAACAUGUAUUUUCUCUCUUCCCUGUUUAAGUCAAUAUGUUUUUAGGUUUCGUGGAACAUAGAGUGAUCAUUGUUCCAGAGGAGGGACUGACAUACAUUGCCUAAUUGAUUUGAGAAUAUUUAAGUAUGUUUAUAACUUUAGAAGUGCAUUAGGGGUAGUGAUCACAUGUUAUGGGUUAGAUGGAACGAUAUAUGUGUAAUUAUCUGUAGCAGGAGGCGAGGUACACAUGAGGUCUGCGUUUGAGACAGAAGGUUUACAUAAGGCUGUUAGGUGGGAUAGAAUGUGACUGUGGAGAUCUGUGGGGGCUUAGUAAUUGAGGUCGGGGUGAUAGUGGUAUCAUGCCCAUAGACUAUGUAUAUUGUUACAGGAGAUAGCUCGUAGGAGAGGGAGGACAGCUAACUGCACAAUGUAGGGACUAUUACACAUACCCAGAUCAUGGUGAAAGUAGCAGAGACAGUGUUGGCAUUUCAGACACUUUCAGGAAACCGGUGACUCAGAGUUUUGUCAGGUUGGAUAUUCUUCCAACAUCGUUGAUCUCUUUCCCAUUUAUAACAGCCAAAAAGACAGCGAACACUUGACAGAUUCCAUGCAGUAGUUAUUCUCACUGCAGUCACUAUAGGGACAAUAACUGAAGGAGGCGAAAGUGACCGCAUGGAAUUGGACUACGGCGCAAAUUGGGGAUUUUGAGGUGGGCGUCAUGGGCAGUGUAAGUAGUAGCAGGGGUUACUGUAGUAGCAUUGUAGGGAGAGUCUGUUGUCAGGAAAUGACCCGUGCGUUGCAAUGUGUAUAUUCCCAGGUGGAAGCGGCACAUGAGGAGCAGGAGAUAACUGAGAGCACGGGCUGAAUUCUGGAGAUUGAGUGUACAUCAAGAUACACCAGGAGGGGGUGUUGGGACAGCGUUGGUCUGGUCCACACACAGUACUCCUUACAGCACCUGCAAUGGAACCAGAAGAAGAAAGUUGAAAUGUAAGAAGUCAACAGCUCCAGCGGACACAUUAUUAUCAGUGUUCUACGAGAAAUGGAAAAAAGAUUGUGCUUGAGACAGUCCCAGAGCUUCUGAACCUAAAGACCAGUGAAGUCUCCACAGAGAGCUUCAGGGUCACCUGGGAACACUCAGCCCAAGACGUGGUCCUCUACAGACUCACCUGGACCCCAACCAGAGGAGGAGACACUAAAGAGAUGCUGGUGAAUGGUAACAUGAACACCUACCUUCUAACUGGACUGAUUCCUAACACUAAAUACAAGGUGGCCGUGUCCUCCAUCUUCAGAGACAAGUUCGAAAGUGACGCCGUGACCAUCAAAGAGUCAACAGGUAGAAUUUCGGACGCAGACCAAUCAACAAACCAAAAGUCUUCACAACCAGACGCUGAUUUUCAAUCCCCGCAGAAUUUACCGAGGAAGUCCGCACGCUUGACUAAAGGAUAUGUUGAUGAGAAGGAACGGCAUAUUAUCUCCUUGGAAGAGCUAAAUGAACAAACACCAGAGAAUGGGAGACCUGUCAGAAAGAUAACAAGGAAAUCACCCAGGUUUCAGGUCAAUGGGGCCAGUGAAGAUGACCAAACUGAGGGGUCCCCUAGACCUGGAGGAUCCCAGGGGGUUUUGAGACGCAGCACCAGAACCACCAGGGACCAACAGUCCAUGAUCUACGACUGCCUCAUCACUGACACUGCUGAGGCGGUCCUCCACAAGAUUGAUGACAUGAAGAUGUGCCGCCACUUGAAAAACUCAAAACAAUCAAUUAUGUAUUCUAAAGCCCAGCGAAAGAAGACUACCGACUCUCCAACAGUAAAAACUGUUUCUAAACAAGAAACUGAAGAGUACUCUGAUGACGGUGGAGACGAUGAGGACGACGACGAUGAGGACGACGACGAUGAGGACGAUGAAAACGACAAUAACGGCAAGCGCUAUGAACCUCGACAGAAAAAAGCGGUGGUUCGUUACCAUGCGCCACUGGAUGAAUCCAGGAAUCAGCCGCCCAUGUUUUUCGACCGUCAGGCAACUUCCACUAGAGGGAGCUACCGCAUCAGUGCCUCAGUGCCCAGGAGUGCCUAUACUACCAGCCGAAGGAGUGGCAGGAUUGGGUCCAUAGGCAGGAAAAGGUAUGCUUGGCACACCCGGGAAGCCAGCUCCUGUGAUGAGGAUGACUCCUCUGAUGAGGAAGACGCAGAGCAAGAAGCCAAGAACAGGUGUCUGCCUCUGAAUUUGCGCAAAGAGGACAUUUUGGGAAUCCAUAAGGACAGAAUGAAGAUGGGUGCGAGCCUGGCGGAUGUCGACCCCAUGGUGAUUGACCAGUCGGUGCGCUUUGACAGUGUUGGCGGUCUGACAAGCCACAUCUCCGCCCUGAAAGAGAUGGUAGUCUUCCCUCUGCUCUACCCAGAGGUGUUUGAGAAAUUCAAGAUCCAGCCCCCAAGGGGCUGCCUGUUCUAUGGUCCCCCGGGUACGGGGAAGACCCUGGUAGCCAGAGCGCUGGCCAACGAGUGCAGCCAGGGGGACAGGAAGGUGGCCUUCUUCAUGAGGAAGGGGGCCGACUGCUUGAGCAAGUGGGUGGGCGAGUCGGAACGCCAGCUCAGGCUGCUCUUUGACCAAGCCUACCAGAUGCGACCAGCCAUUAUCUUCUUUGAUGAAAUCGAUGGGCUGGCUCCGGUUCGCUCCAGUCGCCAAGACCAGAUACACAGUUCCAUCGUGUCCACCCUGCUGGCCCUGAUGGAUGGCCUGGAUAGCCGAGGAGAGGUGGUGGUGAUUGGAGCCACCAACCGACUGGACUCCAUCGACCCCGCCCUUAGACGCCCCGGACGCUUCGACAGGGAGUUCCUCUUUGGCCUCCCUGAUCGUGAGUCCCGGAAAGAUAUCCUAAAGAUUCACACCAGACAGUGGAAUCCUACACCGUCCGAUCCUUUCCUGGAGGAGUUGGCUGAUAAAUGUGUUGGCUACUGCGGCGCCGACAUCAAGGCGGUGUGCGCCGAGGCGGCCCUCUGCGCGCUACGCCGCCGUUACCCCCAGAUCUACGGCACGUCCCAGAAGCUCCUGCUGGAUGUGGGCUCCAUCAACAUCAACAGCAGGGACUUUGUGGCCGCCAUGAGGAAGAUGGUGCCAGCCUCCCAGAGGGCCGUGUCGUCCCCUGCCAAGGCCCUGACCCCCGUGGUCACGCCCCUGCUGGGCCCCGAACUCACCAACGUGCUGGACGCACUGCAGAAGGUCUUCCCCCACGCCGAGCAGGGCCUCAAGAGGAAGAGGGACACAGAUCUGACAGCUAGCAUUCUGGAGGAUGACCUCAUGUACAGUGGGGAUGAGGGCCCCUCAUCCAAUAAUUCCAUCACCAAACAGACCACCACCAAAGGGAGCUUCCUCCAUUUUGCCAGGAGUGCGACCUGCCACCCCACCACCUACCGGCCCAGGCUGCUGCUGGCCGGGCGUCCCGGGGCGGGUCAGAGCUCCCACCUGGCCCCCGCCGUGCUCCACGCCCUGGAGAAGUUCACCGUCUACACCCUAGACAUGGCCGUGCUGUUUGGAGUCAGCUGCACCUCCCCCGAGGAGGCCUGUGCUCAGGUGUUCUGUGAGGCCAAGCGGACCUCCCCCAGCAUCCUGUACAUCCCCCACAUCCAGCAGUGGUGGGACACGGUGGGCCUGACCCUCAAGGUCACAUUCCUCAGCCUGCUGCAGGACAUCCCCUCCUUCUCCCCCAUCAUGCUGCUGGCCACCAGCAACGUGGCUCACCACGACUUGGCUGACGAGAUCCAGACUCUGUUCCGGUUGGAGUACGGAGAAGUGCACUCUAUCAAAACUCCCACCCAGCAGGAGAGAAGGAAGUUCUUUGAGAAUCUCAUCCUUAGCCAGGCUUCCAGGGCACCUGCUUCCAAGAAGAAAGCCUUGAUGCAUGCCAUGGAGGUGCUCCCCCUUGCCCCUCCUCCUCCCCCCAGGCAGAUGAGUGAGAGGGAGCGUCUGCGUCUGGAGGAGCAGGAGGAGGACACACUCAGGGAGCUGAGGCUGUUCCUGCGCAACGUCACCGAGCGCCUCUCCCAGGACAAGCGCUUCAAGGCCUUCACUAAGCCUGUGGAUGUCGAAGAGGUUCCUGACUAUAUUAAGGUGAUCAGGUAUCCCAUGGACCUCUCCACUGUGCUGUCCAAGGUCGACCUCCACAAGUACGUGACCGUCAGGGAGUUUGUCAACGACGUGGACCUGAUCUGGAAGAACGCCCUGGAGUACAACCCUGACAGCGACCCAUCUGAUCGUCAGAUUCGUCACCGGGCUUGUGCCCUGAAGGACACGACCCACGCCAUCAUCCGUGACGAACUGGACGAGGACUUUAACAGGAUCUGUGAGCAGAUCAGAGAGUCACGCAACAAGAGAGGGUGCACGUCAUCAAAGUUCGCCCCCUCUUACUACCAGACCUUGCCCAGAGAGGAAGGGUUCGCAGAGUCCAAGAGGCCAGGCGGUAACACUGGCAAAGACGCCAGCACCCCGUUCACUGCCAACACCCCACGGCCCGCACAGAGGCGUGUGACCCGUGCCACUAGGACUCUGGUGCAGCAGCAACAGCAGUUGAUUGACGUGGACAAGGCCCUGGAGAUCCUGACCCAGAAGACCCCUCAGCUGGUUGUGGACCACGACAAACUCAAGGAAUUGCUCAAAAGAGCUGUGUCCAAGACUGAGGGUUAUGAGGUGCAUCAGCUGGAGAAGCUCUAUGCGUUGUUGUGUCAAAGCAUCUACAGAUACCGCAAGAACUUUGAUAAGACGGAGCUCGUACAGGAAAUGAAGGGAGACAUUGACAACUUUUCCUAACUUCGCUUGAUGUUUUGCUUAUUUCCAUAUUGUAAUAAAAUAUGAUGCAUUUAAA
Messenger RNA from Oncorhynchus tshawytscha (Chinook salmon), 6629 nucleotides. Its product is annotated as ATPase family AAA domain-containing protein 2. Gene Ontology annotation, biological process: positive regulation of transcription by RNA polymerase II. The transcript is spliced from 33 exons. The coding region runs from base 2975 to 6574 and encodes 1199 amino acids. Gene Ontology annotation, cellular component: nucleus. NCBI's taxonomy places the organism in Eukaryota, Metazoa, Chordata, Actinopteri, Salmoniformes, Salmonidae. Gene Ontology annotation, molecular function: histone binding; ATP binding; ATP hydrolysis activity. The record is from RefSeq and is a predicted model, not a curated record.